This is a messenger RNA of Misgurnus anguillicaudatus (oriental weatherfish), 3211 nucleotides long. It is a transcript of the gene ppm1bb, whose product is annotated as protein phosphatase, Mg2+/Mn2+ dependent, 1Bb. Lineage: Eukaryota; Metazoa; Chordata; Actinopteri; Cypriniformes; Cobitidae. The record is from RefSeq and is a predicted model, not a curated record. Gene Ontology annotation, molecular function: magnesium ion binding; protein serine/threonine phosphatase activity; manganese ion binding. Gene Ontology annotation, biological process: protein dephosphorylation.
UGACUAAACUAAUCCCUCCUCUUCAUCAAGACGCACAAGACUCUGAACCGAAGGAAAUUUUGGCCUUCCCAUAGAAGCUCAAUAUUCGGAUAUGUGUAAUGAUUUAUUUCACAUCAUGACACCGUAUUGAUUGGAUAUUUAGAAAGAUUGAGUUAUAAAGUCGAUAGAUUUGCUCAUAUGCUGCUGCGUUGGCGUCAAACAUGAGCAAAAAUCCACGCUUUCAAAGAAGAGAAUCGCCGUAAACGGAAUGAUCGGUUCUCACGUGAAGUCACCCUGAUUGUUUGUUUUCAAAAGAAGAUCCAAACGUAUCGACCCCGAAAAACAACAGCACCGAGAGUCCGAAGUGGAAAGAAACGCUGACAUUCACGAUAUCUGGAAAUACGGUGUCCUAAGCCAUGGGGGCCUUCUUGGACAAACCGAAGACGGAAAAACACAAUGCUCACGGGGCGGGUAACGGUCUGCAUUAUGGCCUGAGCAGCAUGCAGGGAUGGCGGGUCGAGAUGGAGGAUGCGCACACAGCUGUGGUGGGUCUUCCCCACAGCCUGGACGACUGGUCGUUCUUCGCCGUGUACGAUGGUCACGCCGGCUCCCGCGUGGCCAACUAUUGCUCCAAACACCUUUUGGAUCACAUCAUAACCAACAGUGAAGAUUUCCGUGCAGGCGCAGACUCCGUAGAGAGCGUUAAAAGCGGCAUUCGCUCUGGCUUCCUGAAGAUCGACGAGUAUAUGCGCAGUUUCGCCGACCUGCGCAACGGCUUGGACCGUAGCGGAUCCACCGCAGUCGGCGUGCUGGUGUCGCCCGAGCACCUCUACUUCAUGAACUGCGGCGACUCCCGCGCCGUGCUCAGUCGUGCCGGGCAGGUGCGCUUCUUUACUCAAGAUCACAAGCCUUGUAAUCCACGUGAAAAAGAGCGCAUUCAGAAUGCGGGAGGUUCUGUAAUGAUCCAAAGGGUGAAUGGUUCUCUGGCUGUGUCGCGGGCUCUGGGGGACUAUGACUACAAGUGCGUGGAUGGGAAGGGUCCCACCGAGCAGCUGGUAUCUCCGGAACCGGAUGUGUUUGAGAUCCCCCGCGUUUCAGAUGAGGAUGAGUUUGUGGUGCUCGCUUGCGAUGGCAUCUGGGAUGUGAUGAGCAACGAGGAGCUAUGUGAUUUUGUGCGCUCUCGAUUAGAGGUGUGGGAUGAUUUGGAGAAGGUCUGCAACUCUGUAGUGGACACUUGUUUACAUAAGGGAAGCCGUGACAACAUGAGUGUUGUUCUAGUUUGUUUCCCCAAUGCGCCAAAGGUAUCGGAGGAGGCUGUAAAGAGAGAGGCCGAGUUGGACAAGUCCCUGGAGGCUCGUGUGGAAGAAAUGAUGGAGAAGGCAGGGGAGGACGGCGUCCCGGAUCUAAGCCACAUCAUGCACAACCUCCGUCCCGAGACCAUCCCCAACUUGCCACCAGGAGGGGGUCUUGCUAGCAAACGUAGUGUAAUUGAGGCGGUUUACAACAGGUUAAACCCACAUAGAGAAGAAGAUGGGGACAACCAGGGAGGAGCAGCGGGCCAUGAGGAGGAAGAUGGGAGCACGGCUGCCGCCAACUUGCUGGAGGCGCUACGACAGUUCCGUCUCAGCCACAGAGGCGAAUACCGCCACGUGCUGGAGCAGGCGCUCUCCAGCUAUCGGCUGUCCUGCGGGACAGGCUCCGCGACACGCUCCGUCCCCCCGGAGGACCCUCCCUCUCCCCCACCAUCCCCAGCCGUUGAAGCCCUUAACUCUGAGGAGGGCCAGGAUGAAGCCACCACAUCACCGUCUUUAGACAAGCUCUCUGACGCCCCCACUGCAUGACCCUUUAGUACCAACUAACCCCUAACCCCUCAGAUAUCAAACCCCAAACCUGCUCUUCGGCCCAGGUUGCUAGGUUGGUCCAGUUUCAUUGCAGGUUUAUGAAUGUAUUAUCAUUUGUCUGUUGUGCCUAAGUGAGCUCAGCACACAGAAAAACUAGUCAGCCAUUUACUGGGCAUACAUUUAGGAUUAAUAUUAAUGAGAAAUUCUUAGCACUUAAAACCUGCUCUGAAACUGCAAGCGAGGUUAACCUUGGCAUAUCCCAGCUCUGUCUGCAUUAAGCACUUUUCUGUAUCUCUGCACUUAGCCCACCGUUUUUAUAUGGAGAAGAAUGAUCAGUUAAGGAUUUCUGAAUGUAAAAGUCUAAUACUUAAACAUUUAAAAGAAAAAAGACUUGAUAACAAAGUGGACAAUCUGGGCUGUGCCAAGGAUGCAUAUGUCUGUUUGCUCUAGUGCCACCAUGCUAUGCAUGUGUACUCUGCAUUCUGGGUUGGUCUUGUGGUUGGUUUUGGUUCUAGGAUAAUAGCAAGUGCUGUAGAAAACAUCAGGUACAGCUUGUAUUGUUUUCUUAAAUAUGGAGUUUGAGAUGUGUGUAUCAAACAUGUGAAAUAAUAAUCUCCUUCUCUUUCCUUCUGUCUCUUCAUCUCUAUUCUCACUGGCCUAUAAUUUGGACUGCACUCUCACAUAUGAUUGUAGUUUGUAUGCUCUUUGAGUGUUAACUCCACUAUCCAGGUGUCUCUUUAAGGUAUAAGCACAAAUGGAAAAGCACUGACUCUAUAAGCAUGGGCCAUAUGAGAUUAUGAUGGCUCAAUCAAUACUAUUUACCUCAUCUUUUGUUCUUGCUGUAUUCUCUUUAGCUGUAAAUCAUUUCUCUUGCACUAUUCCAAUCAGCAAAUGAUUAUACAUUUGAAAUGUAAAAGUACAUGCAUAAUGAAUUACCUUCAGGGGAACGUAUUGUCAUCUACACAAUAGGUAAUUCUGCAACGUGGUUUAUCUUGAAUGUCUGUACUUCUGCAGCAUUUGCACAGAGCUCUUGUAAAGCAAGCAAAAAUUUGUCUACAUGAAUUGUGUCAUCUGACUGUUUAUUAGUGAAGUUGUGUUUUCUUAGACUUACUGAUCAUAGUAAACAAUGUCAAGCUGAUUACUUUGACUUUAUUUCAAAGUCAAUGCAAAUUCUGUAAUCCUCUUAACAGGUGACAUAAGUGUGUGCAUAAAGCUGCCAUUGUUGUAUUAAACUCAGUGUUAUGAAUAUAAAACCUCAGUGCGGAGUUGAAGAUCUGAGCUUUGUUGUUUGCAGGUUUAUUUGUUCCCCGAGUUCUGAGAUUUUUUUUCUGGGCAAAAGAUUUAUAUUUAUUUUGUUUUUCAUGCUGCAAAAUAAAUCAAGUUCAACUAUU